CUACAACAAACAUGGCGACUCCCACAGAACACGAGGAUUUAUCUGAACAAGAGGUGACAGAAGAUGAAUUUAAAACACCAAAGAUCCGAGAAACACCAGAAGACAUCAAACUAGAGGCCAUCGUCAACACUAUUGCAUUUCAUCCCAAACAAGACAUUCUUGCAGCAGGAGACAUUGAUGGCGAUAUUUACCUAUUUUCAUAUUCCUGCACUGAAGGAGAAAACAAAGAGCUCUGGUCAUCAGGGCAUCAUCUUAAGUCUUGCAGGAAAGUACUCUUCUCCAGUGAUGGACAGAAACUAUUUAGCGUGUCUAAGGACAAGGCUAUUCACAUCAUGGACGUGGAGGCUGGAAAACUGGAGACGCGCAUCCCUAAAGCUCACAAAGCCCCCAUCAAUGCCAUGCUGCUAAUUGAUGAGAAUAUAUUUGCGACGGGAGAUGAUGAAGGAACGCUGAAGGUUUGGGAUAUGAGGAAAGGAACGUCGUUUAUGGAUCUGAAGCACCAUGAGGAUUACAUUAGUGAUAUUACUAUUGACCAGGCGAAACGAACACUGCUUACAUCCAGUGGCGAUGGCACUCUGGGUGUAUUUAAUAUAAAAAGACGAAGGUUCGAACUGCUUUCUGAAAUUCAAAAUGGAGAUCUCACCUCUGUCUCCAUUAUGAAAAGAGGUCGUAAAGUCGUUUGUGGUUCCGGUGAGGGCACAAUUUACAUUUUCAACUGGAAUGGUUUCGGUGCCACAAGUGACCGUUUCGCAGUUCAGGCCGAGUCUGUGGAUUGUAUCGUCCCAAUCACAGACAGCAUACUGUGUGCUGCAUCUACAGAUGGUGUGAUCAGAGCUAUCAAUAUCUUGCCCAACCGCGUGGUGGGCAGUAUCGGACAGCAUGUCGGAGAGGCCAUAGAGGAGAUUGCACGAUGUAGAGACACACAUUUUCUGGCGAGCUGCGCUCACGAUGAGCUGAUCAAAUUCUGGGACAUUUCCAGCUUACCUGAUGAGAAGGUUAAUGAUUACAGACGUAGAAAGAAAAAAGACAGAAGACUCAAAGCCCUGAGUAAUAAAGCGUUUGAUACAGGACAGAAUUUCUUUGCUGGGCUUUUAGACACAACUGAGGAAAAUGGUAAAGAGGGAGAAGAUGAUGAUGACGAUGAUGAGGACAGCGACAGUGGAAGUGAUUAAAAGUACUGCAAAAAUUUGCUGUCAUUUGUUGGAUAUUUUCAGACUAAAGGAACACUCCACUUUUUUGGAAACGGACUCAUUUUAAAUGUCCCCUAGAGUUAAAGAGUUUAGUCUGGCAGAAUUACUACUUCUAUCUUAGCAUAGAUUAUUGAAUAGGAUCAGACUAUUCGCAUUUUGCUCAAAAAUGUAAGACAUGAAAAAAGGAAAUUUGCUGCAAUACCAUGGAUGUAACGGACACAUUAUUAUGCAGUGCUGAUACCUAGCUGUGGACUAUUUUCAGAAACUGCUUGCUGCAGCCAUGGUACGACAGCAAAGUUCCUUGAUUAUUAAGCGGAAAUGAGAGUAUAGUUCCCAGCCGUAUUAACCUAAAAAAAAGAGCAACUUUUCGUUUUUCCAUCAUGUAAUGUACUAAGUGUAACUACAAAAUAGUCUACUUUAAAUAAGUAAGUUUCGAUACUUCUUAAAAAAAAAAAAAAUUGAGUGAGAAGCUAAUGGUCUAAUCUGAUUCAAUUAUCUAUGCUAAGCUAAGUUAAAUGUGCCAGACACAGAUUAGGUGAAUAGAUUCAAAAAUGGUAAAACUCAACGGUUUAACUCUAGGGGACUUUUUAAUGAGCCUAUUUCCAAAAAAUAGUGGAGUGUUCCUUUAACAUCUCAAUUAGAUUUAUAUUUAUGUAUUAGGGUUUUUUAUCCAUCAAAAUUUCAGAAUAUAUGCAGUGCUUUUA
Molecule: messenger RNA, 1894 nt
Organism: Danio rerio (zebrafish)
Lineage: Eukaryota; Metazoa; Chordata; Actinopteri; Cypriniformes; Danionidae
Gene: wdr55
Product: WD repeat domain 55
Source: RefSeq, marked validated